Molecule: messenger RNA, 892 nt
Organism: Capsicum annuum
Lineage: Eukaryota; Viridiplantae; Streptophyta; Magnoliopsida; Solanales; Solanaceae
Exons: 1
Coding region: 209-751 (180 amino acids)
Source: RefSeq, a predicted model, not a curated record
GAAUUAUUCACCAAAGUUCUUGUCCACAUACACCUCAGAAGAAUAGUGUAGUUGAAAGAAGACAUAGACAUAUUUUGGAAACAGCUAGAGCAAUAAGGUUUCAAGGUCAUAUACCAAUCAGAUUUUGGGGGAGUGUAUUCUUAGUGUUGUUCAUAUCAUUAAUAGAAUUCCUUCGACAGUAGUACUACACAACAGAUCACUUUUUGAGAUGAUGUUUAUGAGAUCACCCGACCUAUCUUACAUGAGAGUGAUCGGAUGUUUGUGCCAUGCUACCAAUCUAAACAAAUAUGAUAAAUUUGGACCAAGAGCUAUCAGAUCAGUUUUAAUAGGAUAUGGUGAUGCACAAAAGGGUUAUAGACUUUAUGAUCUUGAGAAUCAUACUUUUUUUAUUAGUAAGGAUAUGGUGUUUGAUGAAACACCGUUUCCUUUUCAAAAUUAUUCAGAUGUUGUGAGUAAAAAUCCACCAUGGGAUGUUGCUCAAUGUUUGAAAUUCUCUAUACUAUCUACUGAUUCACAUCCAGUGUAUGAUGAGAUUGCAAUAACUAGUCCACCUUCAACAGAAGAUGUUUCAGUCUCUCCUAUGGUACAGGAUCAUUCCUCUUCAUCUGCUCAUGAAAUACAUACUACACCAGUGGUUGAUAUACACAGAUCACCAUGUCUUGCUGAGACAAGAGGGUUUAACAAGACAAGUAGACUACCUAUCUGGCACAAGGAUUUUGUUACGGGAACAAAGAGCAAGUCUCGUCAGUGAUUGUAUUCAAUCACAAACAAUGUUGAUUAUUGUAAUGACCCUUACGGUCAUUUUCCUGUAUUUUUCAUAUAAUUUUAGUACUAUCUAAAUAUAUCGUGGAUUCUUUAUUUUAAUUUGACAUUUGGUAGAAAUAUAAUUUAG